Molecule: messenger RNA, 2821 nt
Organism: Hyposmocoma kahamanoa
Lineage: Eukaryota; Metazoa; Arthropoda; Insecta; Lepidoptera; Cosmopterigidae
Product: irregular chiasm C-roughest protein-like
Exons: 19
Coding region: 34-2565 (843 amino acids)
Biological process (GO): cell-cell adhesion
Cellular component (GO): cell-cell junction
Molecular function (GO): cell adhesion molecule binding
Source: RefSeq, a predicted model, not a curated record
AACCAUCAACAACAUGCGAGAGCGCUAUAAGAAAUGGCGACAAAAUUCAAAGAGGAACUUGAAAAUCAAGCGCCAUUUAUAAAUAGCACCAUCCUGCGCCCGAGUGGUUUCAAUUUUGAGGAAUUCAAAAUUAGAACGUGGACGGGGAAACGGAAAUGGAUGCGACGACCGGACGUCGGGGUUUGGUUCCUGCCUUUUACGUUCUUGUUGAUCGGUUGUCAUGGUUACCAGGAACAGAGGUUUGCCAUGGAGCCGCAGGACCAGAGUGCGAUAGUGGGCUCCAGGGUGACACUCCCGUGCCGAGUAGAGAACAAAGUUGGGACUUUGCAAUGGACGAAGGACGACUUUGGUUUGGGCACGCACCGGAAUCUCAGCGGAUACGAGCGGUAUACCAUGAUCGGCAGCGACGACGAAGGAGACUAUUCUCUAGACAUACGAAAUAUUACACUCGAAGAUGAUGGUGUAUACCAGUGCCAAGUUAGCUCCGGAUUGAAUGGUGAACCUCCCAUUCGGUCCCGCUACGCCCAUUUGACGGUAUUAGUAGCACCUGAUCCACCUAGAAUUGUCCAGGGAGCCUUUAUAGAUGCUACUGAAGAACAACCUAUUGUUAUAGAAUGCGUAUCGUCUGGAGGAAAACCUGCUGCCGAGAUAACAUGGGUGGAUGGUAACCAAGCAGUUAUAAAGAAGAAGAACAUACAAAACAAUGUAGAAACACUGCGCGACGGCCAUAGGACUACCACAAGAUCAACCCUGCGGUUAACCCCUACAAAGGAGCACCACAACAAGACUAUAACCUGUCAAGCGCAGAAUACCGCAGAUAGGGCGUAUAGGAUGGCCACUGUCCACAUUGAGGUAAAAUAUGCCCCAAAAGUAAGCAUCAAGUUGAAGUCCGACGAAGAAAGGGUAAAAGAAGGCACCGAAGCAAGAUUCCUGUGUUCAGUAGACGCCAAUCCUGCACCUCUGAUUUACCGAUGGUACAUCAACGAUAGCCCGGUCCUUGGAGAUUACGUCGAAGAAAUGAUAAUCUUCAACGUAUCCAGAAAGUACCAUGAAGCUGAAAUAAAAUGUGAAGUCAGCAACACAGUGGGUAAAAACGACUCAUCUCUAAAGUUAGAAGUUAGCUAUCCACCAUCAUUUCGAACCCGACCACGAAACAAAGAAGCGGAUUUUGGUAAAAAAGUAACACUUAGUUGUGACGUAGAUGGACAACCGACACCAGAAAUAACUUGGCUCUAUCAUGAGCCUGGGCGUAUCGACCAGGUCAAAGGAGAAGCUGCAAACCUGGUGAUAAAUGUAACCAAUGAUACAGCUGGACGAUACAUUUGCAAAGCUACUGUGCCGGGAUAUCCACCUAUACAGGAUGAAGUUACUGUGUUUUUGAAAGCAAAACCCGAAAUUAUUUCUAAUCGCACACAAUUCGGACCUGAAGGUGAAAGGGUGACAGUGGAAUGUAUAGCUAUCUCCAUACCGAAGCCUGACGACAUCACUUGGUAUUUUGAAGGUCGACAGAUCAAUGCUUUCGAAAAUCCGAUAUAUGCAAUUCUAAACGAACCGUUGGAAGAUGGACUAAUAAACGUGAGCCUUGUUAUCAAAACGAGCCAAUCCAAACAUUUUGGAUCAUACAACUGCAGUGUUACCAAUAAAUAUGGAAACGCCAAUGUUGCUAUUGUGUUAAAGCCUUUAAAAACCCUUCCCCUCUUCAUAAUCCUAAUCGGAGUAACAGCAGGCAUCAUAUUAUUCUCGAUAUUCAUAGCCUCAGUAGUUGUCUGCUAUCGUCGCAGACGCAAGAUGCAACAACUCAGUGAAAAACCUGAUGUAACUGUGACCACUGGAGACAUGUACAAAGAGAGCGACAGGAGUUCUAACAUUAGUGACUUGAAACUUCAAUUGCCGCAAAGUGAUGGAACCUAUGAGUUGGACUAUACAAGUUCAGACCGUUCAGAUACGAAAGUCCCAGUUGGUCUCCCGUUGGCAGGGCCAGUGCCACUACCGAACAUACGACUCGAUGAUCCACUGCUGCAGUUUAGAUACAGCAAUGAUUAUUCCGAUCCUUCUUAUGCUGAUUCUUAUUUCAAGAAUCCAGGAGGAUUCGUAUACGACUACCCUCAGGGGUACGCACCUCCACCACAUUUAAGAGUUCAGUCGCCCACGCAUCUUGAAGUACCACCAGCAAACAGAUCCCUACAGGGCUCUCUAACUCGAAGCAUAGACACAACAUCAACACUCCCUUUGUCAGGAGGAUCUCAGAACAACAGUUUGCAGCGAAUUAAUAAGUCUGCUGAUGAGACUGACGCUAUUAACAAUUUGGGACUUCCUGUUGGUGGCGAGACACCACCAACGCCCAUAUACGCUCAACCAAACUCCAAAAACUCAGGGGUGGACCUGCGGUACGCGGCAACUUACGGCAAUCCUUAUCUGAAAAAUAGUUCACUUGGUUAUGGCAACCAGGUGCACACAGCAAAGCCUGCGUCGACGCCCGCGCCGCCUCCCUACUCAGCGGUUAGGAGCUCCGUAGUAAUUCCACAAGGUAAUGGCAACCAGCCGGCGCAGGCCACCCACGUAUAGCACAGACUCCGACUAGUGUAAACUUAUGGACAAUUUAAAUUUGGUAUCGAAUAAUUUAUUCGAAAUUGUAAUUUACAGUUUUAUUAUCGGUAAAAAAAUGGUGAACAAAUUUGAAACGGUAGGCUUGCAUCUACUUAUAAUAUAAAUGAAUUGGGAAGAAAAAUUAUCCUAAAGAUUUAAAUGCUAAUUUCACAGGUGUUGAAUAUGAAAAAUAGAUGACUUUGUUAAUGUAACAUAGUAUUUUUUCGAAUAAUCA